CAUUGCUUCCUGUACAAACGACUUUUAAUGCACACCGGCAAAAUUUUCCGACGUUUUUGCUUCGUUUUGGGGAAUUAUUUCGAAGUUUUGAGGGCCGCCCAUAUUGCGGCUUAAGUUGUAACAAGAGAAGACGCCCAUUGUCACACCAAAAGAGGAGACAAAACUAAACUUAGACACUGUAUGCUGCAAGCAAUUUUGCAAACAGCCGGGUACUGGUGCGUGUGGACUUGAUCUUGAAGAGUUGAAGUUGCUAUUUGGUCUGGAUCUGGAGACACAGAACUCAGAAGAAAGCAGAAAGUCAACGGCGCGGCCCCGAUGCAAGAAGUUAAACAAGUCUGAUCUGAAGUCAAAAGUCAACACCAUGAUGAAAGGUAAUAUAGUUUGCAUGUUGGUGGUUCUGCUGUCUCUGUGGUAUACUGCUGAAGGGGCUCAGAAAUCGGAUUUGAUCACCUUCCUACCAGGUCUAGCCAAACAACCCAGCUUUAAUCAAUAUUCAGGAUACCUCAAUGGCACUGCUAAUCACAGGCUACACUACUGGUACGUAGAGUCUGAAGCUGAUCCUACCAAGAAUCCUCUCAUUGUUUGGUUAGGUGAUGGCCCAGGUUGUAGCGCCCUCUAUAGCAUAUUAUCAGGCAAUGGCCCGUACCUCAUCAAAGAGAAUGGAUAUGACCUUGAAUACAAUGACAAUAGCUGGAAUAAGUUUGCAAGUGUCUUAUACAUAGAAUCACCUUCAGGCGUAGGAUUCUCAUAUUCUACAGAUGGACAAACUCAGUCAGAUGAUAACCAGGUAACCAGUGAUCAUGUAGCUGCUUUGCAGCACUUCUUAUCAGAGUUUACUGAAGUACUGAGUCUUCCCAUGUACAUCACGGGAGAAGGGUAUGGAGGUGUGUACGCUGCUCUCUUGGCUCUCAAGAUACAACAGACGACUAACAUUACUACCCUACAGGGCUUUGCUGUUGGUAAUGGCAUGACCAGUGAAGAGCAGUUAGCUAACUCUCUCAUCUACUUCACAUAUUACAGAGGGAUCAUCGGAGACCAAUUGUGGGAUACCUUACAACUUACCUGUUGCUCUGGUGGAAAGUGUAAUUUCUACAAUUCACAAGUGGCAGCCUGCAAUGAUGCUGUCAACAAAGCACUGAUGAAUAUUGACACGAUUGGCCUGAAUCCUUACAAUAUUCUUGCGGACUGCAUUGGAGAAACCUCCCCACCCGGGGGCGCCCUUCAGAAAGACGGCUACGUUCACUAUGGAAGCAGUUCAUCUGAUAUCUUUAGAUACAGUGAAUAUGCUCAGACAAGGCAAAUGUUCCUUCAUAAGAGACCAAGUCAUAAAUUGAGGCUGGAUAUACAAUGUGUUAAUACAAGUCUAGUGACCGGAUACUUGGAAAAUCCCUAUGUAAGGGAAGCCCUUCAUAUUAAUGAGAGCAGACCGGCCUGGCAAGUCUGCAAUGCUGAAGUUGCCCAGAACUAUAGCAAGCUAUACCCAGAUAUGACAUCUACCUAUCAAGCACUCCAACAGACCUAUAAAUAUCGGAUCCUGGUAUACAAUGGUGAUUUAGAUGCAGUGUGUAACUGUAUUGGAGAUGAAUGGUUUGUGGAUGCGUUGGGUUUAGAAGAAGAGGUUCAGUGGAGAACAUGGCUCUAUGAUGAUGGCUCUCUUCAGAUUGCAGGAUUCGUCAAGGAAUAUGACAAUGUUGCCUUCGCUACAGUCAAGGGAGCAGGUCACAUGGCAGCAGCUGAUAAACCAAUCGCAACUUCUCAACUUAUUAGUAACUUUGUGAAUAGAAGACCAUUCUAAGUAAUUUGACUCGAGUUUAUAAAACUCUACUUGUCUAUGUAUUUCUAUCUAUAAUCUCACAUUUAAAUAUCCAUUCAGUACCUAAUAUGAUGAUUAUUUCUUUUGUUGUCUUAGACUGCCUAUUCUUUAAUUCAUGGAUUGAGAUUUUAAAAGAACAGGCCUUUUCUUUAAAAAUUAGGUUCCUAUUAUACCAAUUAUCAUUUUUAUGUUUGGUUAUGCAUUGCAUAAUUUGUCAUGAAAAUGUAUUUGAAACAUCAGAAUUUCUAUUUCCUUAUAAUAUGGAUUCGAUUUAGUCAGGAAUAUCUUUUGACUUUUUACUCAGUUCAUUAGAGUGAAAAUGCAGCAUCAUAAUUUGUAUAUAUGAGAGAUGAGCUACAUUGUUAAAAGGACUUUGAGUGGGAAAAAAAGUACAAUUAGCCGUUAUGAAUUUGAAAAUUAAUCAAUGCCAUGGAUCAGUAACCAACCUCUGGGGAUUUUUCAUGAACAGUUUUCUCCGUGAACUUCCAGGACAGUUGUUACAAACUACUAAAAAUCCUUGCAUCUGAUUGGCCGAGUGAAAAGCACUGACAAAACUUUUCAUGAAAAGCUCCCCUGUUCUGUCCAAACUAUGAACCACCAAAAUAUAUUAUCAAUGUUGUUACUCUAAUAUUCACUAAUUGAGCAAAUAAAUACAUUUUUGAAAAUCAGGUUUGAUGGUGAAGAGUAGGAAUGAUGUAUUUAGUGCCUUGCUGUGGCCAUGUAAUUACAGGGCAGAUUUUUAUGAUUCAUUGACCUUAAUUACAAUGUAAAUAUAAAUCAAACACAAGUAUGUGUUCACAUGAGUAUUAAUAAAAUAUUGUAUUCUAGGUUAUUUAGUGCCAUGUAGUGCGAUAGUUGCUGCGAAUGGAAAUGCUGUAUGUGUAUCCUUCAAAAGUCAGUGUUUCAUAAUUUGAUUGGUUUAAAAAAAAUAAACUUCAAAACCCACCUUCAAGAUUGCAUACAAAAUAUUUAAUAUGCAUGGAGAUAAUUCAUGGCAAGCUUCUGUGAAGUCUGAAGGAAUCUUUGAGACCAAAUAUGAGACACAGGCCUACAUGUAUAUGAUACCAUGUGGCCUUUCCUAAAAUAAUGUCAUUUUUUUAGAUUUAAGAAAUUGUGGCAUCUGUUUUGAAAAGAAAAAAAAAAAAUAUUUUUUAUUGGAAUUACACUGCAUAAUCAAGAUUGCAUUGAUUUUGGUUGUUAUGUGGUUUGUAAUGCAAAUGUGUGAAUUUCAUUGGAAGGGAAUAAAAAAAAAAGCAGAAGUAAGUACAUGCAUAAUAAUAAAAUUGAUAAGGAAAAAAUACAAUUGGAAAAUGUGAAAUGUCAUAAUAUUCAUGGAAACUUGUCAAGAAUAUAAACCUUAAUGAAGUUAUGUCUGAAUGAAAUAAUGUCGAUUUUUUUUUUUGGGUAGAAUUAGUUGUUGCAGAUGUAAAUGUAUGAAACAGUCAGGUUUUUAAUAGCCUGGAUCAGAAGGAUUCAAUAUUGAUACUUGUGAUUAAAUCAUGCACAGAUUCCUGUGUUUAUCCAGUCUUCA
Messenger RNA from Lytechinus pictus (painted urchin), 3344 nucleotides. RefSeq names its product lysosomal protective protein-like. Gene Ontology annotation, biological process: proteolysis. Lineage: Eukaryota; Metazoa; Echinodermata; Echinoidea; Temnopleuroida; Toxopneustidae. The record is from RefSeq and is a predicted model, not a curated record. Gene Ontology annotation, molecular function: serine-type carboxypeptidase activity. The coding region runs from base 362 to 1795 and encodes 477 amino acids. The transcript has 13 exons.